AGUUCCAGAGCAUGAACAUCAACACCUACAUUCGCACGGAGGAGGAACAAAAGGAGCCUCUGAUAAACGUCGAUUCUCCUGUUUACAAGCUUGGCCUCCGACUGGAAUCGAUUAAAGUAAAGCUGGUCAACUGUCACUUCCACGACAGAUGGCUUGCAAGCGGCAUCGAUGGUGACGUUGCUGCAGCCCGCGCUCACGCACAGUCGUACAUGCGUUCGAUCCGUAUUUGGGUGAGCAGCGUGCUUCUACAGGGUUUAUCCGAUAGCCGCACUCCUCAUGAGAAGGCAAAAAUCGUCGAUGCCUUCUUUCAGAGUUACGAGGAUGACGUGGCUAAGAAUCCGAGAGACCACGGCGUUGACUACAUUGUUGCCUACCUUCGUCUAAAAAAGCUGGAAUAAUAUAUUAUAAACUAGAGCACUCGGAGAGCGCAGACCUCCGCCAAGGCAGCUCAAUUUUCUCACUGUGAAAAUUUUAAUUAAUUAAUUAAUUAAUUCAAUAAUUAAUUGGAUCUGGAU
Messenger RNA from Priapulus caudatus, 515 nucleotides. RefSeq lists its product as uncharacterized. The coding region runs from base 12 to 398 and encodes 128 amino acids. Lineage: Eukaryota; Metazoa; Priapulida; Priapulimorpha; Priapulimorphida; Priapulidae. The transcript is spliced from 2 exons. The record is from RefSeq and is a predicted model, not a curated record.